AACGAAGCAGACGAGAAACGUCAAAAUCCUCAAAACAGACCGAUCCACGUUUGUUUCCUUCUUUUGCGGCUACGCAAGUUUCGCGAUUUAUAUCGAACGCGUAAAGGUUUCGUUUUUUUCGAGUGAUUUCUUGGCCAAAUCAAGCAUUUCUAUCAGCCAAUCAUGCCUCCCAAGAAGAUCCUUGAACCGGAAGUGAAGCCCCUGAUUGGCCGCAUCGGGACCAAUCUGCGUAUCGGUAUUGUGGGUGUGCCGAAUGUGGGCAAGUCGACAUUCUUUAACGUGUUGACCAAGAGUGCGGCUCCGGCGGAAAACUUCCCCUUCUGCACGAUCGAUCCCAACGAGAACAGGGUUCCGGUGCCCGACGCUAGGUUUGAUUACCUGUGCGAGUACCACAAGCCAGCAAGCAAAGUUCCUGCCUAUCUGAACGUGGUGGACAUUGCCGGUCUGGUCAAGGGCGCCGCCGAAGGACAAGGCCUGGGCAAUGCAUUCCUCUCACACAUCAGCGCGUGUGAUGCCAUCUUUCAUCUGUGCCGUGCAUUCGAUGAUCCGGAUGUGACGCACGUCGAAGGUGAGGUAGACCCAGUUCGCGAUCUGUCCAUCAUUGCGGAGGAGCUGCGUUUGAAGGACGAAGAGAAGUUGCUGGUCAAUCUGGACAAGCUGGAGAAGUUGGUGACCCGCGGUGGAGAUAAAAAAGUCAAACCCGAAUAUGAAACGUUAGUCAAGGUCAAGGAAGUGCUGAUGGACGAGAAGAAACACCUGCGCUUCGCCGACUGGAGUGCACAUGACAUCGAAGUUCUGAACAAAUAUCUCUUCUUGACGACCAAGCCCUGCAUCUAUUUAGCGAACCUGUCCGAGAAGGACUUCAUCCGCAAGAAGAACAAAUGGCUCCCAAAGAUCAAGGAAUGGAUAGACAAACACGAUCCUGGUGCGUCGUUGAUUCCCUUCUCGGGCCUGUUCGAACACAAACUGGCCGAGAUGGAGUCCGAUACCGAGCGUAAGGCCUACGAAGAGGAAACCAAGUGCACCACCAUGUUGGAUCGGAUCAUCACCACCGGUUACAAGGCUCUGCAGCUGGAAUACUUCUUCACCGCUGGUGCCGAUGAGGUUAAAGCAUGGACGAUCCAGAAGGGCACCAAAGCUCCUCAGGCGGCCGGUCGUAUCCAUACCGAUUUCGAGAAGGGCUUUAUUAUGGCCGAAGUCAUGCACUACAACGACUUCAAAGAGGAGGGUAGCGAAGCGGGAGCCAAGGCCGCUGGCAAGUACCGGCAACAGGGUAGAAAUUACGUCGUCGAAGACGGUGACAUCAUCUUUUUCAAGUUUAACGCCGGAGCGGGCUUAAAAGAUGCCAAGAAAAAGUGAUACGACAAAAUUGCCACGGUGAUUGCUAUUCUUCUCUACUUGAACAUGAUAUUCUACGCGCAACUGUUUCUACCCCAGUCGCCUUAGGAAAGGAUGCAGAGCAGGAGAGCAGUAACUCGAAUGUGUGCCCUGGGGGGAUGUUUGAUACUACGUUGGAAAAGAGGCAGUCCAUAAAUAAACAAAAAAAGAUCGUUACAUUCACGUGCACUUCUGCAAUGCUGAUUUAUAUACAACAUCUUUGCUGGUAGACAUCAUUGUGAAGUGUUUAAAAAUAAGAUUAUAAAUAAAUUAUUCGUUUGUGUAUCUGCUUAAACGCGCAAAGAAAAA
Molecule: messenger RNA, 1686 nt
Organism: Armigeres subalbatus
Lineage: Eukaryota; Metazoa; Arthropoda; Insecta; Diptera; Culicidae
Product: obg-like ATPase 1
Exons: 6
Coding region: 163-1359 (398 amino acids)
Cellular component (GO): cytoplasm
Molecular function (GO): ATP hydrolysis activity; ATP binding; GTP binding
Source: RefSeq, a predicted model, not a curated record